CUUAGUUGUUACGUCAAUAGCCGCAUUUGUAUUUGUGUUAUUGCAAACUACGUUUCGUAUGUUUCGUAAAGCGUAUCCGUAUUCGGAAAGGAGAACGCCUCUGAUUGGCUUUUGACCCCUGGAUAAACCUUUAAUGCUUCAAAACAUUACUAUUUUUUAGAUUGCGGAGAUUGAAAAAUCCGGGUAGAUAUCGUGGAGGUGGAUCGGAUCUGGAACGGCUCGCUUACGAUGCAACCACGCGAAGAGAUGAAACGGUAGCCAUGUGGAGGGGAAUUAAAAGCGAAGUAGCGAAGGGGAAUAUAAAACCUCUUGCCUUCGUACGGGCUGUAUCGACCAUUGUACUCCCAACUCCAUCUAGAUAUACGCGCCAUUGGAGUUACGUUUGAGAUGGAGGCCCUCCAACAUGUUCUCCCCGCAGGAUUGCCUGUAUCUGUCCAGGUGAUCGCCGCAACCCUGGUGCUUGGCAUUAUCUAUUCGCUAGUCACCGCAGAUCGACCAUUCACUGGAUUUCCAAUAAUCUCAAUCGAUGGGAAAAGCCCCAUGAAGAGUUGGAUAGAGCAUGGCAAAGAAACAUUGGAGGAAGGACUACGAAGAGUCGCUGGUCCGUUCCAAGUCGUAACGGGAACUGGUCCGAAGAUUGUCUUGUCCAAUAAAUUCGCCGACGAGCUCCGCAAUCACCCUCAUCUGAACUUCAACAAGGCCUUUGCCAAGGACUUUGCGGUGGGAUACCCAGGUUUCGACGGCAUGCGAGUAGGCUUAAGCGAUGACGAACUAAUCCAGGAGACUGUACGAGUGAAGUUAACCCAAUCCCUGGGCUUGAUCACGGAGGAUCUCGUGGACGAGACGACCGACGCAUUGCACCAUGUCUUCGGUGAGAGUGAGGAAUGGACUACUAGCUUAAUUAGGGAAGACAUGCUAGAAGUUGUCGCUCGACUUUCGUCGAGAGUGUUCUUAGGAAAAGAAUUAUGCCGUAACCGCAGAUGGCUCGACAUCUCCAAGUCUUACACCGUCGACGUAUUCGUGGCGUCGGCUCUUAUGCGAGCUGUUCCAGCAAUGUUCCGACCUAUCGCCUACCUGCUGAUACCGCAAUCCAAGAAAUUGCGGCAGGCCGUCAGGGAUGCGCGUGAUCUCAUCGAACCCGAGGUAGCACGCCGCAAGGCGGCUGUUGAUGCGGCGAGAGCAGCAGGGAUGAAGCCGCCCAAGAUCGCAGACACGAUUGGUUGGAUGUAUGAAGUCUCCAGAGGCAGAGAAACCGACUUCGUCGCUGGCCAGCUUUCGCUGACAACGGCUGCUAUUCACACGACGACGGAGACGAGCUGUUCGGCAUUGUUUGAUAUCUGCCAAUAUCCCGAAGUUGCCCAGCAGCUCCGAGAGGAGAUCAUUCAGGUUAUCGGCGAGCACGGUUGGGCCAAGACUUCCAUAUAUAAGCUCAAACUUAUGGACAGCUUUUUGAAGGAAGGACAGAGACUGCGCCCAAUGAGUUAUUCUACAAUGCACCGAUACGUGGAAAAGCCCACGAAGAUUUCCGACGGCACUGUUUUACCGGAGGGUUCGCGCAUAAUACUGACUACGAACUAUAUGGACUCGACGAUCUACUCGGAGCCGGAGAAGUUCGAUGCCGCCCGGUUCUUGAAGAUGCGACAACAGCCCGGCCAGGAGAAUAGUUGGCAACUUGUGACGACUAGCCCGGCGCAUACCGGCUUCGGCCAUGGGCAGCAUGCUUGCCCAGGCCGAUUCUUUGCCUCGAAUGAACUGAAGAUCGCGCUGUGCCACCUUCUGCUCAAAUACGAUUGGAGAUUCGUUCCAGGCGAGGGCAGGCCGGCUUACCGAACUGCUGAGACGCACAACAGUGUCGAUCAGGCAUCGAAAAUCCAAUUUCGACGGAGGCAGCCGGAGAUUGACCUCGAUAUACUAGCCGAUUGAUACGAAGGGUCGGUUUAUUAUCUAUAGUGUAGUAGCAGUUACUCCGUAGCGUUUGAUGUAUUUUGGUCUAUAAUUGAAAUUAGCUAUCGGAAUUGUUGCUCUUCCACUACCCCCUGCCCCCGUCC
Molecule: messenger RNA, 2048 nt
Organism: Annulohypoxylon truncatum
Lineage: Eukaryota; Fungi; Ascomycota; Sordariomycetes; Xylariales; Hypoxylaceae
Product: cytochrome P450
Exons: 4
Coding region: 388-1923 (511 amino acids)
Molecular function (GO): monooxygenase activity; iron ion binding; heme binding
Source: RefSeq, a predicted model, not a curated record